Messenger RNA from Danaus chrysippus (African queen), 561 nucleotides. Lineage: Eukaryota; Metazoa; Arthropoda; Insecta; Lepidoptera; Nymphalidae. The record is from the annotation of a GenBank genome assembly.
AUGAAGCCACUACUUCGGAGUUGGGGAUCGUACAUGAAUCAAAUGGGUAGCGGAAUGUUCAUACCUCAAGAACGGUCAUUACGCGCAGUUUCUGAUGCUAGUACUGGCUGCUGCAGAACUCCUAGUGGCCGAGGCGGCGGUCCGCGGAAGGGUCGUGACCACCACACAGCCCGGACCCGCUUGGCGGCCAUAGUACUGGGAGCAUACGUCGAGGCCCACGUUCCGGCACACCCGAUAAGUAUGGCGAGUAGUGAGGCAAGAGGUGCAGGAGUGAGCGAGGUCUGCGGAUGUGGCGGGCGGGGGGAGGGGUGGCAUGGCUCCGGCGACGUUACCUGCGGGGCGAGCAGGGCGAGACUGAUCGGGUCCAGGGCCGCGAUGUGGCUGGCGGCGCCGCACCCCGCGCCGCUCACGCGCCGCCCACCUCAACACAAAACCACACAACACGCUACUCAUCGUGCGAGGGGGACAGCCCGCGUCCGCGCCCCGACCCUCAAUGUCGCUCCGCGCACUAUUCGACCAACUUCUCUACUAAGCGCAGCCGUUGCUUAUGAAACCAACUAG